CUCUCCUCCUUCAAAAUUAACAAACAAAAGAAGAAAACGAAAAAAGAAAAAACCCAACUCUCUCUCCCUCUCUCUCUCUCAUCAAAAUCAAGUAAAACCAUCAUUCAAAUCUCAAAUCCACUCCAUUCAAAUGCUUUUAUUCCCAAUUCUCUGCAACCCAUCUUCAUAAAAUUCAUCCUCUGUUUGUUCUUCUAUCUGUUUCUUGAAGAAAAAUCUCAUUUGGGUUUUUGAAAUGGCAGUUUCAGCUGCGAAUUCCCAUCUUCUCUACAGAGAAUUCCAUAACAGAGACCAACCACAGCCUUUCAACUCUCUCUGCAAUUCGAUAUCGGUUUACGGGGCUUCGGGAAUCUCUUCGUCUCUCGGAAGCGAUAGCAGAAAGAGUGAGAGAAGAGUACCAAGAAGACCAAGAAGAUCUGAGCCGUUGAAAGCGGGUGCAUUCUGGCAAGGUGUGUCGAGGCCCACAUCGAUCGAACUGGAAGCAAUCACGAGCGUCGAGCAGUUCGAUCAGAUCCUUUCUACGGCGAAGGAGAUUUCGCAGCCGAUUAUCAUUGACUGGAUGGCUAAUUGGUGCAGGAAAUGCAUAUAUUUGAAGCCUAAAUUGGAGAAACUGGCGGCCGAGUAUGAAUACAAGAUCAAAUUCUAUUUCGUGGAUGUCAACAACGUACCUCAAGCUCUCGUGAAGCGUGGAAACAUCUCUAAAAUGCCAACAAUUCAGCUAUGGAAAGAUGGAGAGAUGAUAGAAGAGGUGAUUGGGGGCCACAAAGCAUGGCUUGUGAUUGAUGAAGUCAAAGAAAUGAUACAAAAACACAUUUAAUGUAACUGUUUUUUUACCUUCUUAUAUCUUAAUCAUCCUUAUUAUUUCUAAUUACACGAUUAUCAUC
This is a messenger RNA of Magnolia sinica, 881 nucleotides long. RefSeq names its product thioredoxin-like 3-1, chloroplastic. The coding region runs from base 233 to 814 and encodes 193 amino acids. NCBI's taxonomy places the organism in Eukaryota, Viridiplantae, Streptophyta, Magnoliopsida, Magnoliales, Magnoliaceae. The transcript is spliced from 5 exons. The record is from RefSeq and is a predicted model, not a curated record. Gene Ontology annotation, cellular component: chloroplast stroma.